GGGGUCUGCUCUGGGGGGAGCGGGAGGCGGAGUCGCAGCCGCCGCAGCCGCAGCCCCGGCUCCUCAGGCCCGGGAGCGCCAUGGCCCAGGCCAGGAUCAGCGCUAAGGCCAGCGAGGGACAGCCGGCGGGGCAGCUCCGCGGGCGCUUCUUCCGCUCCACCUCCAUGGCCGACUGCUCCAGCCGCCUGCUGCAGAACCUGGACCAGCUGGAGCUCAGGGUUGAAGCCUUGCGUGAUGCAGCCUCUGCUAUGGAACAAGAAAAAGAAACCCUGCUAGAAAUGAUCCACAAUAUACAGAACAGCCAAGAUAUGAGGCACAUCAGUGAAGGUGAAAGAGAAGAACUUUGCCUGACUGCCAGUCGUCUGAUGGGCCGAACCCUCACUGUUGAGGUUUCUGUAGAAACAAUACGAAACCCACAGCAGCAGGAAUCCCUUUUGCACGCCACAAGGAUGAUUGAUGAAGUAGUCAAUAAACUCCUUGAUGAUCUGGAAGAUUCCAAAAGCCGUUUAAUGUCACUUUAUGGUGCAUGCACAUCUGAGGUACCAUCUGGACCCAUUGAUCAGAAAUUUCAGUCUGUUGUAAUUGGAUGCGCUAUUGAAGAUCAAAAGAAAAUCAAAAGGAGACUAGAGACUCUGCUUAGAAAUAUAGAAAACUCUGAAAAGUCAAUCAUGCUGUUAGAACAUCCAAAAUCAACUGUCCAACAGCUUUGCAACAAUGAACAGGAUUAAAGUAGUGCUAGGUAUUUGGGCAGAUCAAAGUUAAAUCUCCAUAAAGAAUGCACGGAAUGCAAAGAAAAAUGUUACUUUUUAGCUCUAAACUAAUAAUACUUUAGAGUGCUGGGUGCAAUUAUUAAAUAAAUCCUGAUAGCACUGCCUUAGGUAUCAGAAAGAACAUAAAUAUUUUCUUUCACAAUGAAGAUGUGAUCUAAGAAUGCUAUCAGGUUUGCUCCUCUAGACUUAAACUUUAUUGGUACUGCUGCUGCAAAUUGUAAUUAAUGUAUUUCUGCUGCACUCUUAAAGCUAGUCAGAAUCUAAUUUUUUUCUCUUCUCAAGUUUUUGAAAACUUAAGCUGUUGUCAUGUACUAAGAUUUCACCUAGCACAUUUUUUUCUCUUUGGUGAAUACUCUGUAUGAAACAGACUUUUGGGAAAAAGACAAGUCACGCAAUAAACAAGAACAAGAAGUUGAUAUGCCACACUCCAUUUUCAGGAAUGAGUAACUUUGUUAGUUACUUGGCACUGUAGCUCAAGAUGCUUUACAGAAAAUGAUAAGAAUUGACCCCAUUUAACAGACAGUGUGGUAACAUAACUCGCACAAGGUCACACAGCAGGCUGGGAAUAGAACCCAGGUCUUCUGACUAAGGGCAGGUCUUCACUACCUGCCGGAUCGGCGGGUAGAGAUCGAUCUAUCAGGGAUCGAUUUAUCGUGUCUCAUCUAGACACGGAUAAAUCGAUCCCUGAAUGCGCUCCCCGUUGACUCUGGAACUCCAGCUCGCGAGAGGUGGAAGCAGAGUUGACGGGGGAGCGGCAGCAGUCGACUCACCGCCAUCCUCACGGCCAGGUAAGUCGACCUAAGAUAUGCCGACUUCAGCUAUGCUUUUUGCGUAGCUGAGGUUGCAUAUCUUAGGUCGACCCCCCGCCUCCUCCCCCAGUGUAGACCAGAGCUAACAGUUCCGUGCUCUGUCCACUGGAUGCUGCUGCCUUCUAGCCUGUUUAUUAACUAAUGCUCAGUUUGGGGCUGCUGUGGGCUAAUGAUUUCAGAGUAACUUACAAGUGGAGUUACGCAGAACUGCUUUCAUGUUCUGCAAAUCAAAGAUACUUUUUUUCCUGUUAAUCCUCUACAAAGCAAAACAAAGUAAAACAGCUGGAUCCACAAACAUUUUAAAAUGGAUUAUAUUCAGUUCUGGUAUAAGCAGAUGCUGCUCUCAUUAAAGUCAAUGUAAAUUGCUCCUGCUCAUGCCAAAGUGGAGGUUAGCCCGUUUCCCUCAAAUAUCUUUUUCAUGUUCAACACUGGUAUUUGUUAUAAAAGCAAAAGCUUUUAUAGAUCUUCCUAUUUGUACACCAUGUUUCAUAAUGUCAAACACUGGGUGAAGUUGAUUAUUAAAUGAAAUUUUAAUAUAACAAGAAAAAUCAAAUGCUUCAAGGAGUGUUUGUUAAAUGCAUUCAUUCUGAAGUUUGAGUGAAGCAAUAGUUCAGUAAGACGCACUAAACCUACUGCUAAUGAUGGUCUGCAGCACCUAGGUUUGUUCCCAAAACUUCCAUUUACAGAUAAGUUAACAUAAUUAAUCUGUUUUAUGCACUGGGGUUGUAAUGUUUGUAAUGCAUUCGGUAUUUGAUUUUUUUUAAAAUGUCCAUCAGCAAAGACAUAUGUAACAGGGCUUGUAAAAUAUUCAAUAACAUCUCUGUAGCACUAGUUUGAGGUGAUGAAUGAAAUAAAGAACUAAGUUCCAUUGUA
Molecule: messenger RNA, 2452 nt
Organism: Malaclemys terrapin pileata
Lineage: Eukaryota; Metazoa; Chordata; Testudines; Emydidae
Gene: BAG2
Product: BAG cochaperone 2
Exons: 3
Coding region: 81-728 (215 amino acids)
Biological process (GO): protein stabilization
Molecular function (GO): protein-folding chaperone binding; adenyl-nucleotide exchange factor activity
Source: RefSeq, a predicted model, not a curated record